AGCCAAUGAUAGUCGGGUAUAGAAAGGAUGCCAUUUUUGAUGUAUGCUAUGAAUAGUAAUCGAUAGCCGUGUACGUUAAUCGUCAAUGUGCAUUGUGAGACGUGAGACACGUACGCAUUUAGCUGCCACUUUGUGCGAUUUGAUGCAACGCAAUUUCACUUUUUCAGGAAAGAAAAUUCUCAGUUCUUAAUUCGCUAAGAAUAUUAAAAAAAUGGCAAGCGAUCGUUUGGAUAUCAUAAUAUUUGGUGCUACUGGAUAUACUGGAAAAUUUGUUGUGAAAAAUGCAGUACAGCUUUGCAAGGAAUACAAGUUGAGAUUUGGUGUUGCUGGUCGUAGACAAGAAGCUUUAGAAGCUGUCAUUAAGGAAUUUGCCUCAGAAAUUGAAAAUGUACCUAUUAUUUUGGCUGAUGUAAAAGAUGAAGAGUCUCUCACAGAAAUGACAAAACAAGCAAAGAUAAUUGUUAAUUGUUGCGGUCCAUAUAGAUUUUAUGGAGAACCAGUUGUUAAGGCUUGUAUUACUACUCAUACUCAUCAUGUCGAUGUCAGUGGCGAACCACAGUAUAUGGAAAAAAUGCAAUUGCAAUAUAAUAAAACAGCACAGGAAGCUGGUGUUUAUAUAGUGAGUGCUUGUGGCUUUGAUAGUAUUCCUACCGAUUUAGGAAUCAUUUUUACGCAACAAAAAUUUGGAGGAGAAGUUAAUACUAUUGAAACAUAUCUAAAAUGGUGGACAACUGGGGAUAUAAAAGGUUCUCUUCUGAAUUAUGGAACUUGGGAGUCUUUAAUAUAUGGCAUAACUCAUCAUAAUGAAUUACGAGAAUUGCGCACAAAAUUAUAUCCUAUCAAAUUACCCAAAUUCACACCAAAACUGAAAUCAAAGAUACUACAUAGAAGUGAUGUUUCUGAAGGAUGGUCAACUCUAUUUUUGGGUUCCGAUCGUAGUGUCGCUUUCCGUUCGCAACGAUUCUUGUAUGAUAAGUACAAAGAGAGGCCUGCACAAGUGCAAACUUAUGUCACAUUUCAGUCAUUCUGUACUUUCAUUAUGAUUACCAUUGCUGCUAUGAUUUUGGCCCUUAUGACACGCACAGCAUUCAGUCGUAAUUUACUUCUAAAAUAUCCAGCUCUAUUUUCAUUCGGUUUUAUAAGCCAUGAAAAUCCGAAAUGGGAAACGCAAAAACAAACGCAUUUUUCCGUAACAUUCAAAGCUCUUGGAUGGACUGAAAAAUUGGCUGAACCUACAGAUGAGCACACAAAUGCACCUAAUAAGAAAGUAAUUACAAAAGUUAGCGGUGUCUCUCCUGGAUAUGAUAUGACUAGCAUUGCAUUGAUCUUAUCAGCAAUUACAAUUCUUAAGGAAGCUGAUAAAAUACCUGACAAUGGAGGAGUACUUACACCUGGUGCUGCAUUCGGUAAAACUUCUUUGAUUGAGCAAUUAAAUAAACAUAAUAUUAAAUUUGAGGUAAUAUCAUCUACUGAAAUAUAAAAAUAUCAAAAGAUUCUAUAAAAUUUUCUUUAUAUAUAUUUACAGUGGAGUUGGAAAUGUAGUGGGAUAUUUUUAAUACAUUUUGUAAUCAGAUUUAUAUUUUAUACUAAUAUAUUUUUAUAGCUUUUGAGUAAACUUCUUAUGCCUAUAUACAUAUUUCAAGAUAUUUUAAGAGAGCCAAAAAUCAUGUCUAAUUGUAUCUAUGUUCUAAUAGACAAUUAAUAAUUUUCUACAGAAUUAUAUAUAAUAUGCAUAUUAAGAUUGGGGUAAUAUA
Molecule: messenger RNA, 1754 nt
Organism: Camponotus floridanus (Florida carpenter ant)
Lineage: Eukaryota; Metazoa; Arthropoda; Insecta; Hymenoptera; Formicidae
Product: saccharopine dehydrogenase-like oxidoreductase
Exons: 8
Coding region: 212-1480 (422 amino acids)
Biological process (GO): glycolipid biosynthetic process
Cellular component (GO): plasma membrane; lipid droplet; mitochondrion
Source: RefSeq, a predicted model, not a curated record